Messenger RNA from Elgaria multicarinata webbii, 1688 nucleotides. RefSeq names its product ADP ribosylation factor like GTPase 5B (gene ARL5B). The coding region runs from base 109 to 648 and encodes 179 amino acids. Gene Ontology annotation, cellular component: cytoplasm; trans-Golgi network. Gene Ontology annotation, molecular function: GTP binding; GTPase activity. Lineage: Eukaryota; Metazoa; Chordata; Lepidosauria; Squamata; Anguidae. The record is from RefSeq and is a predicted model, not a curated record. The transcript is spliced from 6 exons. Gene Ontology annotation, biological process: vesicle-mediated transport; protein localization to Golgi membrane; intracellular protein transport.
GGAGGAGGAGUCGGGCUGGUUUCGGUCCCACCCACUUUCUCCGUCGCGUUGGAUAAGAAAGAACAGAAGAACGGUACUUAGUAGUGGAAAUCGGUUGCUCCGUUCGGGAUGGGUCUCAUAUUUGCUAAGCUGUGGAGCUUUUUCUGUAACCAGGAACACAAAGUGAUAAUUGUGGGACUUGACAAUGCUGGAAAGACCACCAUUCUAUAUCAAUUUCUAAUGAACGAGGUGGUUCACACUUCUCCCACGAUAGGAAGUAACGUUGAAGAAAUAAUAGUAAAAAACACUCAUUUCCUCAUGUGGGAUAUCGGAGGGCAGGAGUCGUUACGGUCAUCCUGGAACACCUAUUACUCAAAUACAGAGUUUAUUAUCUUUGUAGUUGACAGCAUUGAUCGAGAGAGACUGUCCCUCACAAAAGAAGAACUCUACAGAAUGUUGGCCCAUGAGGAUUUGCGGAAGGCUGCAGUUCUCAUCUUUGCAAACAAGCAAGAUAUGAAAGGUUGUAUGACAGCAGCUGAAAUUUCCAAGUACCUCACCCUUAGUGCCAUAAAGGAUCACCCUUGGCACAUUCAGUCCUGUUGUGCACUAACAGGAGAAGGAUUGUGUCAAGGUCUGGAAUGGAUGACAUCCCGAAUUGGAGUAAGCUAACUGCUUUGGAUAGAAAGUGACACUUAUCCUAUGGACAAAUACCUUUGUGGUACACUUUGCUACUCAGGUAGCAACAUAUUUAACUUAAAAACUUCUGAAACCUCCGCAAGCAACACUUGAAUCAAGUGCAGCUGAAACAUAAAAGUAUUUUUUAACCUUUUUAAAAAUGCACUAAUCUUGGAUGGAUGAAGAAGUGACGACUAUCUGAAAGUUUGUUCUCCUGACUACAUAAGCUACGUGACUGCCUUGUAACAAAACUUACCAUUGUAAAAGCUCCUUGUUACUGCUUAUAGUAAUAGCUUGUAACAUUGGUCAGUCUCCUUCCUUGUUUCUAUGCUGCAACAAUUAGCUUUAAGAAUCCCAAGAGUGUGGAUAUUAAAGUCAACGUAUUUCCAGAUGAUGGGAGUUCAAAUAUUGAUACACGCUACAAGAGAUACACGCUCUAAAACAGAAGCAGGUAUUUAUUUUCUGCCGUUGCCUUUCUAUUUAUGUAACUGUCAUUGUGCUUCUACCUUGCCAAACAUAUACCAGUUUUAAAACUUUAGUUGACUGCUAAAUGUUUUAUAUUGGUUUUUUCCUGGAAAUACCAUUUUUGUAUGUGAAAUAACCAUGAAAUGUGCUUCAUGUUACCAAGGAGGACUAGUUGACCGCACUGUGUUUUAACAAUGCAAGUUUAAUCGGAAAACGAUUCAGAUAUAUAUAUAUGGGGGUUAUAUUUUCCACAACAAUGUUGAUUACGUUAUUUGAAAGCUAAUCUCUUCUGGAUAUUGUGCUAUUAGCCAACGAGGUUCUACAGUCUGGUUCUAAAUCAGUGCGAGGCAAAAAUCAGUUCUUAAAAUCUGUAUGUGUGUAGUAUGAAUUUUAACAAAUGAGGCCUAAUUAUCUUCAUUGGAGAAAAAUCAGAGCAAAAAGUAUUCUUGCCAAUAACUGCAUUCUUCUGGAAAUUGGUCCAACUUUUCUAUAUAAAGCCUGACAUUCUACAGCAUGGGCAUACUGCGUUAUUUCGAGUAGUCCACUAAAGUGGUUUGCAUUCCUCCUCA